AACUAUUCAUAACAACUCUGAACUCCGGUCGAUAAACUUCCCACUGUGGUGUGGUGAGAGUGGCGCAUGUACUCCCUGCACCAGGAGAAUCGACAUGGCCGACAGCGAAUUUGAAGAAUUCCGCCGGGUCUUCGACAAACUACCGCAGCAUAUUAAAGCACCCACGCCCUUCUACUCAUUAGUGCCAAAUGUGGGCUUGGAGGAUGAUUCGCCGUCGUCAAAGAGUGAAGGCACGCCGGAGGAGGAGCCUGGUGAAGCCGACGCGGGAAAUCCUGGCCAUGCUGAUGACUCUCCUGGACAAACAGAUGCUGCGGACGCACAAAGGAGCCCACUCCACCAAACGUUCGCGAGCGGAGAAAGACGACGAAGGAAACUCCCGGAAAUCCCAAAAACUAGAAAAUCAACAAUGAUCACCUCUGGGCAGCCCGUAUCACUGGCCGAUGAGUUAGGAGCAUUAACUGGUGUCCUCGUACGACCAGGGUGUCAGGGACGGCCACUGUUGGUACUGAAGUGCGGGUACCUCCUGGACGAAGACUCAAGUCCUGACUCGGAACGGCUACAGAGCUUGGGAGAUGUCGACAGUGGCCACAGUACUGCGCACUCACCUAUCGACACGGGGCCUAAAAGUUUAUCCCCCACACCUUUGCAGCAAAAUGUGUCACCCUCAUCAAGCUGCAGCAUUAGCGGCAUCAACUUCUCCGGGAACAUGACCACUGUACCACACAGCCAACUGGAAAUGUUGGAAGCGACACACAGAGCUCUACACAAAUUCAAUCCCAGGCACCACGAUGAAAUAGAAGUUGAAAUCGGGGAUCCUAUUUAUGUGCAAAAGGAGGCUGAUGAUUUAUGGUGUGAAGGUGUAAACUUACGAACUGGACAACAAGGUAUUUUCCCUUCGGCCUAUGCGGUCGAUAUGGACUACAAUGAUUUUGAUCCCGCAAAUGCCAAAGUUAAACGAGAAAGAUACUUAUUAGGGUAUAUGGGCUCAGUCGAAACACUAGCACAUAAGGGCACAGGAGUAGUUUGUCAAGCAGUGAAGAAAAUCGUUGGGGAAUGCAGUGGAGAACCAGGAACCCAACCAUGUAUUUUAGAAGUAUCAGAUCAGGGUCUACGGAUGGUUGACCGAUCGAAGCCCGACAGAAGUCGCAGUGGACCUUGCAUUGACUACUUUUACUCACUGAAAAACGUGUCAUUCUGCGCGUUUCAUCCCCGCGACCACCGAUACUUGGGAUUCAUCACGAAACAUCCCACGCUACAGAGAUUCGCUUGCCAUGUCUUUAGAGGUCAGGAAUCUACGAGGCCAGUCGCUGAAGCUGUAGGGAGAGCAUUCCAGAGGUUCUAUCAAAAAUUUAUCGAAACUGCAUAUCCCAUCGAGGACAUCUACAUAGAAUAGAGUUAAGCAAUAGCUAUACUACCUAUAUCAAAAUAAAUUAUAAAAAUGCUUUUAUAUUUUACUUUUCAUUGACUCUUAGCAUCAUGCAAGAAAUAUACUUUGAUUCUGAUGCCUUUCUCACAACUAAAUUUUGAGUAUCUGCAUCUUAUCUUUCUAAUACUUUUAAAUAUAUAUGUUUCCCUGUCUUUUUCUUAUUAAUUGAUAAGAAUAAGAUGCAAAUACUUCAAAAUUCAGUGCAUCUAAAUCAGCACUAAUGACUAAAAUAAAUUACUUAUUUAUUCACAAUACUUUGUUAAUGACAAUCAUUGUAAAUAAUGUUUCGGAAAUGAACACAGUGAUUAAUUUUUCCCGUACACUUCAAAUAGUUUAGAAUUAAUUAGGCAAGGCUUAUUUAGUUCUUAAACUAUACUAAAUGUUAAGCCCACAUUUUUUUUACUUCCACGGACUUUUUUUUGUACCUAUACUAAUUUUUUUUAUGAAUACAUUUUGUAUUCAUAAAAAAAAUGACGCUAAGUAACUGAAAUCUCAAAUUAGAUUUUAGGGAACAUCUGCAGAAAAUUCAAUCUUUUCAAACAACAAUGCUACAAUUAUUGUUAUUAUAUUUUAGUAUCUUAACUCAUUCAUGAUUAUUCAUAUUUCUUUUCGUUAUUCAAAUCAUUAUACACUGAAUUGACGAGAGACAGGUAUUUGUCUUUAAUUUAUCUCAAAAAUUAUAGUGCUCCCUUCUCUACAUAGUAUAAAAUGACGUCACUUGAGAUUUAUUGUGGUUCCAUUUCCGUGGUUCCCUUACAGGUAUUUACGCUUGGAUUUUUUAAAGUACAACGGAUUUAAACGCGGUUUCCACCAGUAGAUUGAUUCAAGAGAAUGGUUCAUACGUAUAGUUUAAUAUUGUUUUGUGUUAAUUUAAUAAUUAUUCAAUAUGUCGGAAAGAAUUGAGUUUCAAGAUAUAUUAUGUUGUAAUAUUCUAAAAUGUGUGUUAAAAAUAUUUUAUGCUCUGUAAUAUGAAAUUUCAUUUGUACGCGCUGGUAAAAAAAAUUGGCCAAUAUAAUUUAUAACGAGCCUGAGAAUAUUUUAGAAUUUCUGCAGAACACCAUCUUGUUCCCAGUCUAUAACAGCACAAUGCGUGAUACUAUCUGUGUUGAGAUUUAAUGUAUAUUUUGAUUUAAUGUAUAUUAUAGUAUGAAUUAAGAAUAAAUAUUAUUUCUAAGGUAAAAACCUAGGCAAAAUAUAUAACAUGUAUUUAUAUUGCAACUUUACGUUUAUAAGAAACUGGGCCCAUUUACUCUACAUUAUCUCAAUAACUAUCUCAUCAUUAAUUAUUAUUAUCCAAAAAAAAUAUGUAAAAAUGACAAUAUUACUGACUAGACUUUUAUCUCAAAUAGUACUUAUUUUUAACUUUAACUUCGAACAAACAUAAGACGAAAAAUUAUUUUAACUGUUUUAUAAUGAUGAUAAUAAUAUUAUGUAUAUUUUACACACAAGCCUUGCAUUGCGCCUUGCUUAUAAUAUUUAUUAUUAUGUAUUUGAAAUAAUAUUUACCCACAUAAAAAAAUGUUGUUAUUGACAAGGGCUAUAAUAGGAUGCAGAAAAGGGUUUAAAUUAGGUACUACAAGUAUUUAAAAUUGAAGACAAUGUUGAUCAGGAAACGGAUGCUGUACAGCAGGAAAUAGUAUGUUCUCUUUAACUAGGAGCUAUUUGUAAGUUUUGCAAACAACUCGGUUGCGUUCAGAGAAGUAUUUUGAUGGCAACAAAAUUGUCUGUAAGUUAUCUUUUAAUUAUAUCUUUUCCUUCCCUUUGUGUCGAUCAAUGCCCAAUUUACAAUUAAAAGUUUACAAACUUACCAAAUGUGUCAACAAAGCCUUGACAGUAGGUAAAUUUUCCAUUCCCAUUGAAUUUUUAAAUGACUGUUUUUUGAGGGCAAGAGGUGCGAGAUUUAUUUUGUAUCUGAAGGAGAUGGUACCAGUAAUUUUUGAAAGCAUAUUCUAGAUAACAAAUGUUUAAGCGUUUGUUGAUUUAAAAUAGCUCUUAUGUACCUUCAACCGUAACCUACCAUAAAAUUAAAUGCUUACAGAAAAAAAUAUUCGUCAUUAUUAUUUAUAGAUAAGUAAAUAGGAUUUAUAAGAUAUGUAUGUACUUCACGUUGCCGGAGAAAGACAAUGAUAACACUGAAAUUAAAGGUGAAGUUUCGGAAUGUCAUACAUAUACCUAAACUGUGUAAAUAAAAUUAACAAACAGGUGAUAAUAUUCUGCUGACGAUGUUGAUGAUAUUAGAAAUUCUUAUUCAUAAAAAUAUUUUAACGCAACGGCACAGGCCUAGCGACUAAAGGUUUGCGAAACUCAUGGUAGUACUUCAGGUAGUUACGUUUUCCAUUUGAAUCUCAAAUACUGUGAUAUGAAAACAGUCUGUUGCUCUCUGAUGUAGCUAUUGUAUGAAUUUAAACUGAAGUAAGCGAUGUAACGAACAUUGAUUCAAAGUAGGUAUUUAUAGUUUGCGUUUAAUUGUAUCUAGAUAAAUAUUAUUAUUUAUAUGAGUAGGUUAUUAAAUCGAACAUCGCUUAGACUUUAUUAUUUUGGGAAAUCCAUGGAUAGGUACCACCGCACCCAGCGGGCCCGGAGGAUAUCCCACCCGACUGUUGACUACCCCAGCCUUGGCCUGGCGGUAGUAACCAUCAGUGUCUGCCGGGGUAAACCCUCUCGGGGACCAAUAAGAAUAAUCCUUAUUGUCCUUGAACAAUAUUUUAUAGUAUUAUGUGGAAAAUUAAUUUUGGAAUAAGUAUAGUUUUUAAAUUGUAACAAAAUAUUAUAUUUAUAAUAAUAAAAAUACGUUUUUUCUUUAUCACAGAUCCGUCAAUGUUUAAUAGGAAGAUCGAAAUCAGUUAUAAAAUUAAUUGUUUGUUAUUAAUUUA
Messenger RNA from Maniola jurtina (meadow brown), 4299 nucleotides. RefSeq names its product JNK-interacting protein 1 (gene Aplip1). Lineage: Eukaryota; Metazoa; Arthropoda; Insecta; Lepidoptera; Nymphalidae. The transcript is spliced from 8 exons. The record is from RefSeq and is a predicted model, not a curated record. Bases 95 to 1393 code for a protein of 432 amino acids. Gene Ontology annotation, molecular function: protein binding. Gene Ontology annotation, cellular component: cytoplasm. Gene Ontology annotation, biological process: regulation of JNK cascade.